AGUAAAGCUGUAAUUGCCAUGGGAGCAAAUUCAAGACUUCAAAAAGCACAUUCUCUCUUUUCAUUUUCAGUUGCAGUCACACCCAUUGCUGACUGAGACCCGCCCCACGCACCACCGCACCACCACACCACCAAGUCAUCUCUCCAACUCAUACCCAUCUGUUUCUGCUUCGAAAAGUCUUUUUAACAGUCUUCCAAAGGAACAAAAAGUUUCAUACAAUUUUUUUACAUAUAAUAAUAAUAUUUAAAAAAUACACAGUAUGUUCUUUGCUAUCUGGUUUGGAACCAAACAAUGCCUUAUCUAACAAUAGAAGUGAUGGCAUUGGCUAUGGUUUUGCUUCAGCUGUGUUUUUUCAUGAAAGUAGUGUGCCAUCCCUUUCUGUUUGAUAGGAUUACUCAGUUGCCGGGUCAACCUCAAGUCGGGUUCCAGCAGUAUUCUGGUUAUGUGAUUGUUGAUAAUAAAGAACAGAGAGCUCUGUUUUACUACUUUGCUGAAGCAGAAACAGAUCCAGCUUCUAAGCCUCUCGUUCUCUGGCUAAACGGAGGGCCCGGUUGCUCUUCUCUUGGAGUCGGAGCAUUUUCUGAAAAUGGGCCAUUCAGGCCUAGUGGCGAAGUUCUUGUCAAGAACCAGCAUAGCUGGAACAGAGAAGCCAAUAUGUUGUAUUUGGAGACACCAAUUGGAGUUGGAUUCUCUUAUUCCACUGAUACCUCUUCCUACGAGACUGUUAACGACAAAAUUACAGCUAGAGACAAUCUGGUGUUCUUGCAAAAAUGGUUUAUCAAAUUCCCACAGUACAGAAACAGAAGCUUGUUCAUCUCUGGAGAAAGCUACGCUGGUCAUUAUGUACCCCAACUGGCAGAACUCAUGCUUGAAUUCAAUAAGAAGCAUAAGUUGUUCAAUUUGAAAGGAAUUGCUCUAGGCAAUCCAGUUUUGGAUUUUGCUACAGACUUCAAUUCAAGGGCUGAGUUCUUCUGGUCUCAUGGAUUGAUAUCAGACACAACCUAUAAAAUGUUUACUUCAGUUUGUAACUACUCAAGGUAUGUGAAUGAAUACUACAGAGGUUCAGUCUCUCCUAUAUGUUCAAGGGUGAUGGGCCAAGUGAGUAGAGAAACCAGUAGAUUUGUAGACAAGUAUGAUGUUACCCUUGAUGUCUGCAUAUCUUCAGUACUCGCCCAGUCCAAUGCCCUUAGUCCCAAAGUGAGUGGAACAUAUCAUUUGAUCAGCUUGUCUUUUGACUAUAGCAAUUCUGCUUUUGAUUUGCUAAUUGUUAGACCUUUUUUCCUGUCCCUCUUUCUUUUGGUUCUGCAGCAAGUUGGUGAUAACAUAGACGUAUGUGUUGAAGACGAAACAGUUAAUUAUCUAAAUAGGCAAGAUGUUCAGAAGGCUCUCCAUGCGCGUCUUGUCGGUGUCCGAAGAUGGACUGUCUGCAGCAACAUUUUAGAUUAUGAGCUGCUGGAUUUGGAGAUACCAACAAUAGCUAUUGUGGGCAGACUCAUCAGAGCAGGAAUCCCUGUCUUGGUUUACAGUGGAGAUCAGGAUUCUGUUAUUCCACUGACUGGAAGUCGAACAUUAGUCCGUGGACUGGCUGAGAAAUUGGGACUCAAAACCUCUGUGCCUUACAGAGUUUGGUUUGGGGGUCAGCAGGUUGGUGGGUGGACUCAAGUCUAUGGCAAUAUCCUUUCUUUUGCCACAAUCAGAGGAGCAUCCCAUGAAGCUCCAUUUUCCCAGCCUGAAAGAUCUUUGGUGCUGUUCAAGGCAUUUUUGGAAGGGCGACCUUUGCCUGAAGCAUUUUGAUCUGAUCAGCUGAUCAGUUAUUUGAUUGGAAUACGGAAUCAAUUGUAAGUAGUGGAUUGCAAUUGCAAAAAGUAACUUGUCAAUUAUCUAAAUACUGCAUUGGUUUGUUUGUUCCUUGGAUUUUGUCCAUGCUGUGGAAUGUAGAAAAAUUUUGUAAAGAACAAGUAAAGGAAGAAUGUAUGUUCUUUUCUGAAUUUUGAAUC
Jatropha curcas is the source of this 1997-nucleotide messenger RNA. RefSeq names its product serine carboxypeptidase-like 45 (gene SCPL45). Lineage: Eukaryota; Viridiplantae; Streptophyta; Magnoliopsida; Malpighiales; Euphorbiaceae. The record is from RefSeq and is a predicted model, not a curated record. Gene Ontology annotation, cellular component: vacuole. Gene Ontology annotation, biological process: proteolysis. Gene Ontology annotation, molecular function: serine-type carboxypeptidase activity.